Messenger RNA from Rhineura floridana, 1830 nucleotides. RefSeq names its product dolichyl-diphosphooligosaccharide--protein glycosyltransferase non-catalytic subunit (gene DDOST). The transcript has 11 exons. The coding region runs from base 144 to 1493 and encodes 449 amino acids. NCBI's taxonomy places the organism in Eukaryota, Metazoa, Chordata, Lepidosauria, Squamata, Rhineuridae. The record is from RefSeq and is a predicted model, not a curated record. Gene Ontology annotation, cellular component: oligosaccharyltransferase complex; endoplasmic reticulum membrane.
ACGCGCACGCACAUCGUCGCGGCGCCUGCUCCUGGUUGGCUGGGCAGAGGCUUCGUGGCUGCCGUCUCGAGGAGAACGGCGCUCGCUGAUUGGUGGCUACGUUGAGGUUCACUUCCGAGUCGUUCUGCGAGAGGAGAAGGGAGAUGGCGGCUGCGUGUGGCUCUGUCCCGGUGUCCCGGUGGAGGGUGGCGGCUUUGCUGGUGGCGGCGGCCCUUCUGGGCCUGGCCCGGGACGCGGCGGCGGAGGGAGGCGGUUCUCGGACGCUGGUGCUGCUGGAGAAUAUGAACCUGAAGGACACCCACUCGCUCUUCAUGCGCAGCCUGGCAGAUAGGGGCUUUGAUCUCACCUUCAGGACUGCUGAUGACCCUGGCUUGUCUCUCAUUAAAUAUGGAGAGUUCCUGUAUGACAACCUGAUCAUAUUUUCUCCAUCUGUAGAAGAUUUUGGAGGCAACAUCAAUGUGGAAACUAUCGCUGCUUUCAUCGAUGGGGGUGGAAGCGUCCUUGUGGCCGCCAGCUCAGAUAUUGGUGACCCCCUCCGAGAGCUGGGAAGUGAAUGUGGGAUAGAAUUUGAUGAGGAGAAGACGGCUGUCAUUGACCAUCAUAACUAUGAUGUUUCUGAUCUUGGCCAGCACACCCUCAUUGUGGCGGAUGCGGAGAAUCUCCUGAAGGCCCCGACUAUUGUGGGGAAGAGGCCACUGAACCCCAUCCUCUUCCGGGGCGUUGGGAUGGUGGCAGAUCCAGACAACUCUCUGGUUCUGGAUAUCCUGACUGGCUCCUCAACCUCUUAUUCGUUCUUUCCUGACAAACCCAUUACACAGUACCCUCAUGCCGUUGGGAAGAACACUCUCCUGAUUGCUGGUCUCCAGGCCCGGAACAACGCCCGCGUUGUCUUCAGCGGCUCCCUGGAUUUCUUCAGUGAUGCCUUCUUCAACUCUGCUGUGCAGAAAACAACACCUGGCUCCCAGAGGUACUCCCAGACUGGGAACUACGAGCUGGCCAUGGCCUUGUCCCGUUGGGUGUUCAAGGAGGAGGGCGUCCUGCGUGUGGGAGAGGUGUCUCACCACCGUGUGGGUGAGACAACGCCGCCUAGUGCCUACACCGUCACUGACCUAGUGGAGUACAGCAUCGUAAUUGAAAAGCUCUCUGAUGGGAAGUGGGUCCCCUUCGACGGUGACGAUAUUCAGCUUGAAUUUGUCCGCAUUGACCCGUUUGUGAGGACUUUCCUCAAGAGGAAUGGAGGCAAGUACAGUGUCCAGUUCAAACUGCCCGACGUCUAUGGAGUCUUCCAGUUCAAAGUGGAUUACAAUCGGCUGGGCUACACACACCUGUACUCCUCUACGCAGGUGUCUGUGCGCCCCCUCCAGCACACGCAGUAUGAGCGCUUCAUCCCCUCAGCUUAUCCGUACUAUGCCAGCGCCUUCUCCAUGAUGGUCGGCCUCUUCCUCUUCAGCAUCGUAUUCCUGCACAUGAAAGAGAAGGAGAAAUCGGACUGAGCCUCUCCUGGCGCGAGGGAGCAGGAAGCCUCUUCUGAGGCAUUGGCCCCGAGAGGAGCGGGCGCUGAUGCCGUAGAGUCAACAGAACAGAGUGACUGAAGUCCUCGGGAUGAAGGGACCGGGAUCGGGGGGGGGGGGGGAAGCGAGAUGCCUCAAUGAGGAAGAGUGAGCAGCCCUUCACUGAACUCUAUGGAAUGCAUGUGCCAGUCCCGUGAUGGACAUUUCCCAAACAUUUUGGCUGCCAGUGUGAUUGUUUCUGGGCUCCUAACAAGAUUGCUGUACUUGAAUUUUAUUUUCUGAAAUAAAGUGGCUUCACCUUGCACGGACUUUUUUAAAA